Anoplophora glabripennis (Asian longhorned beetle) is the source of this 1410-nucleotide messenger RNA. RefSeq names its product microfibril-associated glycoprotein 4. The coding region runs from base 157 to 1287 and encodes 376 amino acids. Lineage: Eukaryota; Metazoa; Arthropoda; Insecta; Coleoptera; Cerambycidae. The record is from RefSeq and is a predicted model, not a curated record. The transcript is spliced from 7 exons.
UUUUUCCUAGAUAGAGAGGCUAAAGAGAUAAUUGUACCUUGUACAUUCAGACUUGAGAUAACUGCGGUUAUUCUUCCCGCUAUAUAAAACUUCCCCGAUAUAAAAAGACGACUCUCAAAACAUAUCUUAUUCACAUUAAACACUAGUUCUGUAACAAUGACUCCGUUUCGUUUACCAAUUAUUGUGAUCACUGUAGUGUUCAGUGCGAUCAACAUAAAAGAAGCUACCACUGACACUUCAGGGCCUUUGUCAAAAUCUUCGCAUGUGGAAAUAAAAAGCAACCAAGAAGAUGUUGGUGGGGUCCAUUCAAACACGCUGGAUAUUCAUCUGUCAAUGGAAUCCGGAAGCACUUCGUCGUCAAAUAUGAGAAGUAUAAUACGUGACGAGCUAAAAUCGAUUCUAAGAGAUUACAACAAUUCUAUUUUAGAAAACGUAGAAGAGAAUAGCCUUAUAACGGAGAAGUCAAAAUUUGAUUACAUAAACACAAAAUUUCAGACUAUUGAAAAUAUGCUAAAAAAUAUUCAAGCUGAGAACAAAAAAUCUAGUUUAAAAGUUGACGGAGAAGUGACAUGUUUAAAAGAAGAAACAUUAGGAGUGAGACACAGCACUUGUCCUAAGCCACCAAAAAGUGAGAAGAGUUAUCCUAAGAAUUGCAAAGAAGUUCUUCGAAAUGGUAACAACGUAUCAGGAAUCUAUGAAAUUCUUCCAAAAUACGCGGAAGAGCCGUUUCCAGUGUUGUGUGACAUGGAAAUCAAAGGAGGGGGCUGGACUCAUUUUCAGAAAAGAUUUGACGGAUCGCAAGAUUUCUAUCUGGGAUGGCGAGACUACAAAUUUGGUUUUGGAAGUUUAGAAGGCGAGUUCUGGUUAGGAUUGCAGAAAAUAUACUUAUUGUCAGGUUUCGAACCAACGGAACUUCUAGUGGAAAUAGUAGACAGGGACAACGUAUCUGCUUUCGCCCACUAUACAUCCUUCGCAAUAGGAGCCGAACCAGGAGGAUACAAGCUCGAUCGACUAUCGGGAUUUAGUGGAGAUGCAGGGGACUCCCUAACUGUUCAUCUUGGCUCAAAGUUCAGCACAAAAGAUUUAGAUUUUACCAACGACGCUUGUCCUACCAAGUACCUUGGCGGUUACUGGUAUAAAGCCUGUCAUAUCAGUAAUCUUAAUGGAAAAUAUAUAAAUAUUGACCUUCCCGGAAAGUACAACUUUCAAGGAUUACAUUGGAACACAUUCAGAAGUCCCGAGUAUUGCCAUUCAAAGUCUAGAAUGUUAGUUAGGCCCCUUAACUAAAAAUAUUUAGUUGAAUAAGUAUAUUAACGUUUAUAAAAUAUUAAAAUAAUUCUUCAAUACUAUCGCUAGUAUUAAAUUUUUUUUAUUAACCUUUAUGUUUAUCCUUACAGAAAGAUAUAAACA